AUGCACCUGCCGCCCCAGGACGCGCUCCUGAGCAUGGGCGACGCCGGGGGCGGCGGAGGCGGAGGCGGAGGCUUCUCGCUGGCUGGGCCCCUGCUCAGGAGCCCCGUGUCGGGAGGUCCCCCGUCUCGUCUCCACAGCAUCGAGGCCAUCCUGGGAUUUACCAAAGAAGACCCCCGUUUGGGCAGCUUCCAGAGCCAGGAAGGCAACGGCCAAGGGGCCAAGGCGGGGAAAGAGGCGGCCGAGAAGACGGGCGCCGGCGGGGAAGGCUUCUCCCAAAUGCCCGCCCAGGAGGCGCUGAGGCAGGAGCAGGCUUUCCCUACUUCUCACUUCUCAGAUCCCUACUGUACGAAACAUUCAGACAACUGUUUGAGCCCGGAGCUGGCUGCUUGUAACAGUGAUGGCAAACUCUUAGAUGAAGACCAGCCCAAGAAGAAGCAUAGAAGGAACCGUACCACCUUCACCACUUAUCAACUACACGAGCUGGAGCGAGCUUUUGAAAAAUCUCACUAUCCUGAUGUUUACAGCCGAGAAGAGCUUGCCAUGAAAGUCAAUCUACCUGAAGUCAGAGUUCAGGUUUGGUUUCAGAAUCGGAGAGCGAAAUGGAGGCGUCAGGAGAAGCUGGAAAUGACCUCCAUGAAGCUGCAGGAUUCGCCCAUCCUCUCCUUUAACCGCUCUCCUCAACCUUCUGCCAUUGGGACUAUUGGUAGCAACCUGCCCUUGGAAUCAUGGCUCAACCCACCCAUGUCGAACAGUAGCCCCCUCCAAACUUUGCCAGGGUUUGUGUCCUCCCCGCAGAGCCUCCCUAGCAGCUAUACCCCUCCUCCUUUCCUAAACUCUCCCCCUAUGGGGCACACUUUGCAGCCCCUGGGAGUCAUGGGGCCACCACCACCUUACCAAUGUGGGACAAACUUUGUGGAUAAAUUCCCAUUGGAAGAAGUGGAUCCUCGGAAUACCAGCAUUGCAUCAUUAAGGAUGAAAGCAAAGGAGCACAUCCAGUCCUUUGGCAAACCGUGGCAGACAAUCUGA
Messenger RNA from Ahaetulla prasina, 1026 nucleotides. RefSeq names its product retina and anterior neural fold homeobox (gene RAX). Gene Ontology annotation, biological process: positive regulation of transcription by RNA polymerase II. Bases 1 to 1026 code for a protein of 341 amino acids. The record is from RefSeq and is a predicted model, not a curated record. Gene Ontology annotation, molecular function: DNA-binding transcription factor activity, RNA polymerase II-specific; RNA polymerase II cis-regulatory region sequence-specific DNA binding. The transcript has 3 exons. NCBI's taxonomy places the organism in Eukaryota, Metazoa, Chordata, Lepidosauria, Squamata, Colubridae.